This is a messenger RNA of Plasmodium berghei ANKA, 993 nucleotides long. RefSeq names its product BIR protein. The record is from RefSeq and is a predicted model, not a curated record. Lineage: Eukaryota; Apicomplexa; Aconoidasida; Haemosporida; Plasmodiidae. Bases 1 to 993 code for a protein of 330 amino acids. The transcript is spliced from 3 exons.
AUGAAUGACUUUGUGUGUAGAAGACUCAUGGCUGUAAAGAACUCGAUUUCCGAUCAAUUGGGCAAGGAUGAAAGCUAUCAAAUUAUUAUUAAUAAUACAAUUUUAAAUAAUUAUUGUACUAAUAACAAAUGUAGUAGUAACCUCGAAAAAAUUAAUGCUGGAUGUUUAUAUUUGUUUGAUGCAUUAUUUAAGGAUUAUUCUGUGUUCAAGAAUCAUAAUAACAUAAAUAUUGUUGAAUACAUUUUGAUAUGGUUAAGUUACAUGUUAAACCUAAAGGAACACGUAGGAGCCACCAAUCUACAAUAUUUUUAUAAUGUGUAUAUCCAGGGUGGUGAUAAGUACAAAAAUACUAUAACUGAUGUUGCAGGGUAUACAAAUUAUAAGGAUCUUAUAGAUCAAAAAAUAUAUUUUUUGAAUAUGGAUAGUAAUAUUAUAUCUAAUUUUUAUGAAGCAUUUAAAUUAUUAUGUGAAAUGUAUAUUGAAUUUGAUGAAAGCAAGCCAAAUUGCGAGAAAAUUUCGGAAAAAGCUCGUCAAUUUGUUGAAAAAUAUAAAGAACUUAAUGAGGAUUCUAGUAUUACUGAAAAUAGUUCAUAUAGUCAAGUAUUGUGCACUUUAUCAAGUGAUUAUGAUAAUUUAAAAAAUAAAUGUAAACAUUUUCCACUCCUUCAAGAGAUAAAAACAACACAACUUCAUGCACAAAGUCCUGCACAUAAUUCUGCACAAGGUUCUAAACAACUUUCUACACAUGGUUCUGAACAACUUUCUACACAUGGUUCUGAGCAACUUUCUGAACAGCGUUCUACACAAGGUUCUGAAGUUACAUCACCAAGUUCGUCGAUAGGAAACAAAUUAUUUACAGUUUUAUCGAUAUUUGGUGCAAUAGCAUUUUUUUUAGGGAUUUCAUAUAAGUAUUCGUUAUUUGGACUUCGGAAACGUGCUCAAAAACAGCAUUUAAGAGAAAAAAUAAAAAAUAUAAAGAGAAUUAAUUAUUAA